Exophiala xenobiotica is the source of this 2250-nucleotide messenger RNA. RefSeq lists its product as uncharacterized. The record is from RefSeq and is a predicted model, not a curated record. The transcript has 7 exons. NCBI's taxonomy places the organism in Eukaryota, Fungi, Ascomycota, Eurotiomycetes, Chaetothyriales, Herpotrichiellaceae. Gene Ontology annotation, biological process: DNA-templated transcription; regulation of DNA-templated transcription. Gene Ontology annotation, molecular function: DNA binding; DNA-binding transcription factor activity, RNA polymerase II-specific; zinc ion binding. Bases 1 to 2250 code for a protein of 749 amino acids.
AUGGCCGAUAUCGAUCAUACAUCUCCUGAGCUGCGUCAGGACAAGAAGUGUGAUAUCUGCUCUCGGUGCUUCGCAAGAUCUGAACAUUUGGCAAGACAUCGACGAACUCAUACCAAGGAGAAGCCGUUCACUUGCCCUUAUUGCCGCAGGUCCUUCCAGCGAUCUGACGUUAAAGCUGUCCACGUUAAAAAGUGCCACGCGGCUCCAUCAGAUCAUGCCAACGGGGAUGUCGGCCGGGAGGGCUCUGCGCGCAAGCGAGUUCGAAUCGCAUGCGACGGCUGCCGGAAACGAAAAAUGCGUUGCGAUGGGAAUGAACCAUGUGCUCCAUGUCGAUCAGCCACCUCGGAUUGCCACUACACGGUAUCAACGGCACCUUCCACCACGCCGAGCAUUUCAUCACAAGUCGAACUCAACAAUGAAGAGGCCCAAAUGUUCAUAUCCAACGGAUUCGACACGACUGCUGCCGAGAGUCAACGUUCCCGCUCGCUCUCAUUCAUGACCCAACACCCGGCGCUGGAAAACCAACCAUCUUUUGAUGAGGGCAUGGAAGGACUUCAAACUUAUCAAAAUCCAAUGCCGUUAUCGUUUCCAGACCAAACAGGAAUGCCAAUGUACGGCACUGUUAUCGGCAACGAGCACAAUACUAGUAUCUCUCUUCAACCCGAUGAUCUCCUGUACCCAGUACCGGACCCCGAUGGCUUGAAUGAUUUCUGGCAAAUGCCUACUAUGAACAGUCAAUUCUGGUUCGAUGGGUCCGAUUUUGCUUGGAGCGAUAAUUUCUUUGAUUCAAACUCGCCUCUUCUGGAUCAUGUACUAUCGUCCUCCAUGCAGAGUCUCACCGCCACCAUGCAAGAAUACUUUGACAGGAAAUCGCGAGCACCUUCACCUUCACUCAACAAAGCCAGCAAGAUGUGGUACUCAGCCCCUCCGAAUUUGGACGACCACAACAAGGACAUUGUGAGAGUGUUCCUCAAUAUAUUCCGAAGGCACAUACCGGAGACGUUUUCGCUGUUCAAGGACCCAGCCGUGAGUAGGAAGAAUCGGGCAGAAUAUACUUUGGCAGUGGCGGCCACAGGAGGAUUAUUCUGUACAGUGCCUGGAAGUGCCGAAGUUGCGAAAUCCAUGUACAAUGAUGCGCGAAGAUUAUUGUUGGCAUCCUUCAGCGUCAGAAAUACCUUGGAUGAUUUAUCUACGACUCCAGAGGACAAGCUUGCUACAGUCAAGACGUUCAUCCUCCUAGAACUGUACGGUCUUUGCAGCGGCGACAAAAGGAGCUACGAAUUCGUCGAAGCCUUCCACGGAAAUCUGAUUCACGCCGUCCAAGAGUACAGCCAGGCAUGCGAGAAAUCCGCAUCAAGAAGCAGAAAAGACAUCGAUAGCACUCGACUACUUGAAGCCUUAUAUAUCCUCGACUGCUAUCGGGCCAUCGUCAUGCAACGCCCGCCUUCUUUAUCCUGGCAGCAUGUCCACGCAUUGAGCCAAACGUCUUCCCCUAGCAGCCAGGUCGCUCAGCUAUAUCAGCAAGUGCUUGGUCUCACCGAUGGUGGUUUCACAGGUGCACCAGUCGCUGGCAACGAUUUCAGCCUUGCAAGUCUAGCGUCCUUGACCUCUCACUUAUGGCCGGCGAUGUAUCCACGUCAGAAUAGAUAUGGCGCAGACAAUGUGUCUGUGGAAAGUCUGUCUCUCUGGAAGCCGGACUUCCCAGAGCUAGCCUGCAGUACUUGGCUUCGAUCGCAAGGCGAAGGUCUGAAUUUUUCAUGUCUUGCAGUUUACCAUAUGAUGAACAUCAUGCUUCAUGCCAACCUCACUGUGCUGCAAAGUUUUGCUCAUUCUCCUCCAGGCUCGGCAGCACGAGAUCCGAAAAAGAGCCUUGCGGCACGGGAGGUACACGCAUGGACCCAGGAUCGACACUACAAGAUUGCACGUUGGCAUGCCGAACAGAUGAUUGUGUCGGUUGAAGGAGCUUUCACCGCUACAGCCAAGACCGACCAGCAAGGCUCACAACAGCCCCAAUCCCGGUCUUCAUUUUCCACCUCGGAACCUCGAAGAUUACCACAUGAAGCACCUCAUGUGCCUUAUGCAAUAUACUACGCUACACUCGUCCUUUGGUGUGGUGCAGUGAUCGAGGAAAGAGGUGGUGCACAUCCGGCAUCCGUUCAAGCUCCCAUCGCAAGAGGUGAAAGGAUCUUGUCUUUACAUAAAGUCCACAUUGCUCAGCUUCUAGCUCGCGUACUAAACGAGAUCAAAUAG